AUGACUGUCAUCUCUUUGUAUGGUGCUGGAAAUUUUGCCUGUGGCACGGCACCACCAGGCUGCUGGAAAUUCUGUGGCACGGCACCACCAGGCGCACUCAAGCACUGGAUAUCAGACCUCAUCAUCAUCAUGAUUGUCAGCUGUAAUAACCAACCACUCGUCGUACAGUGGUUGGAGUUGCCGCAGUUCCGUUCACCGAUGAUUUGGGGGGAGGGGGGAGUGUGCGACUUUACCCCCAGACCGCCCCGUACCACGAUUACUCGUAGUGCGGAGUCUCGCUCCUCUUGGUCUGGCUGCUCCCCUUUGGCCUUCCUGGCAUGGUUGCACCUUGUGGAACGAAUUCCCAGCCAGUGUAGCCCGCCGGAUAAUUGCAGCAUUCAAGCCCGACCACUUCGUCAAGGUGGCAGCUUUAGGUUGGGGAUAUCAGACCUAACAGUCGCAUUGCUUAAAUCUCGAACCCAGCCGGCCCGGAACACAACGUGA
Molecule: messenger RNA, 483 nt
Organism: Opisthorchis viverrini
Lineage: Eukaryota; Metazoa; Platyhelminthes; Trematoda; Opisthorchiida; Opisthorchiidae
Exons: 2
Coding region: 1-483 (160 amino acids)
Source: RefSeq, a predicted model, not a curated record